Messenger RNA from Bipolaris oryzae ATCC 44560, 249 nucleotides. RefSeq lists its product as uncharacterized. The transcript has a single exon. Bases 1 to 249 code for a protein of 82 amino acids. NCBI's taxonomy places the organism in Eukaryota, Fungi, Ascomycota, Dothideomycetes, Pleosporales, Pleosporaceae. The record is from RefSeq and is a predicted model, not a curated record.
AUGGAUCCCUUGGAUCGCUGUCAUGCGUUACUUGCUUGCCUCCGACAUGCCCUCGGGAUUGGCUCAUGCGCAUUGCAAACACCUCUCUAUUUGUUUCAACACGUCUGUUUUGCAUUGCUCUCCACAAAUCGCCAUGCUGCCGCCACAUGCCAGCGUGCACUCAGUCCACUCCAGCCCUGCUGUGGGCUGUGGGUAGUGAAUCGAGCCCGAUGCUCCUUGUACUGCUACAUUCCAUCUCUGCUUGCUUAA